AUGUCUCCUGCUAGGUUGAGGAAGUUUCAGGAAUGUUGUGAAAGUGAAAAUAUUGUCAAGAAGUCUUUAUGCUUAGAUGUUCCUACAAGGUGGAAUUCCACCUACUUGAUGUUGAGCAGGGCUAUUGAAUAUGAGCGUGCCAUUAAAGAAUAUUCUGAUCGUGAUACCAGCUUAUCACGUUAUCUUAUGUUUGAUGCUAUUUCAGAUAGAAAGCCUGUAGGUAUGCUUACAAGAACUGAUUGGGAUGAUGUAAAGAGAACUGCACAAUUUUUUGAAAUAUUUUAUAAUCUCACUUUGAAGGUGUCCGGAUCACUUUAUGUAACAUCAAAUGCCCAUUUUCUUGAAAUUGGUCAAGUUGCUGUUUACUUAAAUCGAUUAAUAACAACUGAAGAUGAACUUUUGAGUGAGAUGGAAUCAAGUAUGUGGAAAAAAUUUGAGAAGUAUUGGGGUGAACCAAAAAAAAUAUACAAAAUGAUUUUCAUUGCUUGUGUUUUGGAUCCUCGCUACAAGUUUACUAUUGUUAGUUUUGUACUUAAGAAGAUGUUUGGAGAUGAAGGGACAAUUAUUGAAAAAGAGGUUCAUACUUAUAUGAGUUCAUUGUUUAAUGAGUAUGUCUCUAAGUCGGUUUCAAAAGAUACUGGUGGUAAAGUUUCUACCUGUUUGCCAAGCUCUUCAUUCAGCACAAUGGAAACUUCAACUCCUGGUUUAGGUGAACUUUUAGAUGAAAUAAGGAAACAUAAAGCUGCAAGUGGAGGUGUAGAUUCUAAAAUAGAAUUGGAAAAGUAUCUUGCAGAAGAUCCUGAAAAUGAAAGAUCGGACUUUGAUAUCUUGGCUUGGUGGAAGGUGAACUCACCUAGAUUUCCUAUUCUUGCUAGGAUGGCUCGAGAUGUGCUUGCUAUUCCUAUUUUAAUUGUGGCAUCUGAAAGUGCAUUUAGUACCGGAGGGCGCAUUCUUGACCAAUUUAGGAGUUCAUUAACUCCUAAAUUGGUUGAAACUCUAGUGUGCCUUCAAGAUUGGCUUCGGAGUGAAUUGCUUCAUGUAAAUGUUGAGGAAGAUUUAGAUUUUCUCGAGACACUCGAAGAAGGAACUCCAGAUGGCUCUGAGACAAACGAUGGAGUUGCAAAUCAAAACGGAGUCGAAGCGAUUCAAAAUGCUGGAGUUGUAAACGAACAAGCACUUGAUGAUGCCUUAAAAAAUCUGAUUGCUCAGUAA
Nicotiana attenuata is the source of this 1212-nucleotide messenger RNA. RefSeq names its product zinc finger BED domain-containing protein RICESLEEPER 2-like. The transcript has 2 exons. Gene Ontology annotation, molecular function: protein dimerization activity; DNA binding. The record is from RefSeq and is a predicted model, not a curated record. NCBI's taxonomy places the organism in Eukaryota, Viridiplantae, Streptophyta, Magnoliopsida, Solanales, Solanaceae. The coding region runs from base 1 to 1212 and encodes 403 amino acids.